Messenger RNA from Malassezia vespertilionis, 876 nucleotides. RefSeq names its product 25S rRNA (adenine(2142)-N(1))-methyltransferase (gene BMT2). Gene Ontology annotation, cellular component: nucleolus. The coding region runs from base 1 to 876 and encodes 291 amino acids. Gene Ontology annotation, molecular function: rRNA (adenine) methyltransferase activity. Lineage: Eukaryota; Fungi; Basidiomycota; Malasseziomycetes; Malasseziales; Malasseziaceae. The transcript has a single exon. The record is from RefSeq and is a predicted model, not a curated record.
AUGCAAGAAGAAACGAAAGCGAAAGCGCCGCGCCGCGAAAAAUUGAUCCGCCCACGCGGAAAACGCGGCGGUGUUAAGCACCGUCCCAAAGGAAGCGUGAAACAAGCACAUACAGUUGCAAUUGCCAAGUACCAUGCGCUUGAAAAGCAGAUAGCGCAGACGACGGAUAUAGCGGAGCGGAGCGCGCUAGAAAAGCAGCAACGCAAGCUUGGGGGCCUUGCAAAGUACCAGGACCAAAGUACUACAGGUAGCGCUACCGAUCGUGGCGGAGAGAGCGGCAAGUGGUGUGCCAAAACACUGAAAAACAUUAUUGCUCCCGAUACCAAGAUUUCGCUGCUCGAUGUAGGUGCUAUUGCGGGUACUGCGUAUACAAAGUACACAAGCUGGAUCACGACGACCAGCAUCGAUCUAAAUCCUCGUUCAGAGAAUGUACAUCAAAGCGACUUUUUUGAUUGGCCCGCGCCGAGCGCCGAGGCCCGGUACAAUGUGGUGGCCCUCUCGCUCGUGAUCAACUUUGUUGGCGAUCUGCACAAGAGGGGUGAGCUAUUGCUGCACGCACACCAGUAUUUACGUCCCGAUGGAUACUUAUACAUUGUGCUUCCUCUUGCAUGCGUAAAAAAUAGCCGCUACAUGACACAUGCGCACUUCACGGCGCUCGUGAAUUCGGCGGGCUACAGCGUGGUGUGCAACGAAGACAGUGCCAAACUCACACGGUGGCUGCUACAGACCAAGGCACCGAAGUCGCUCACCAAGUCGCAGCGCAAGUUAUCUUCUAAAGAAAAGCUUAUGGCGCAGUAUUGGGACGGCAUAGUGUACAAGAAGCACGAAUUGCUCCCUGGCGACGCACACAAUAAUUUCGCCAUCUUGCUUCCGUAG